UCUAAGAAACUGAAGGUUCUCGACGGCUGAAAUCUUCUCCAACAACGGAAGUUACAGAAGCGGUGAAGAGUUGGACCAGAAAAGAACCAGGAAGAACGUGACAGAGGAAGAAGCAUGAUUUCAUGUUUAAGAUUUCAGGCUCUUAUUUUUCUACUUACCUUAAUCUUCAUUUCCACAACCUCCUUCUCAUUCUCUCCUGAUGGAGUUUCUCACCAUCACCUUCUUCGGAAAAGAACUGUUUCAGGGUUGAUUGAUGAGGAGGUAUCAGUUGGGUUGAUUCCUUGGGGGACGAGGAGGUCUGUUAUUGAGGAAAAUGGUACGGCCAACUCAUCUGUGCUUAUACUAGCUGAGCAGAGAACAUAUAGGAGAGACCCUCUCAAUGGGUACAAGCGUUAUACUGGAGGAUGGAAUAUCAGUAAUACACAUUACUGGGCUUCUGUAGGUUUUACGGCUGCUCCUCUGUUCCUCAUUGGCUUAAUAUGGUUCGUUGCCUUUGGGCUAUUCUUGUCCUGCAUCUGUCUCUAUUAUUUCUGUUGUCAGCGACCACGCUACGGCUAUUCUCGAACUGCUUAUGCUCUCUCCCUUAUACUUCUCAUUCUCUUCACCAUUGCUGCAAUCAUUGGAUCCGUAGUUUUGUACACUGGCCAGGGAAAAUUUCAUGGAAGUACAACGGAUACAUUGGAUUACGUUGUGAUGCAAUCAAAUACGACUGUGAAGAGCCUUAGGAAUGUUUCAGACUAUCUUUCCUCCGCAAAGCAGAUUGGGGUGGACAAUGUUUUUCUGCCCGCCGAUCUCCAAACCAAGAUCGAUCAAGUUAACACCAAGAUUAAUGCUUCUGCUAACAAUCUUUCCCAUCGUACCUCUCAAAAUUCAAAUGAUAUACAACAUGUGCUGGACAACGUGAGAAUGGUUCUUUUUGUAAUUGCUGCUGUGAUGAUGGGGGUGGCAUUCCUUGGCUUUUUAUUUUCUGUUCUUGGCCUGCAGUAUCUUGUAUACAUCUUGGUGAUUAUUGGGUGGAUUCUUGUAGCAGGCACAUUUAUUUUGUGUGGCGUAUUUCUACUGCUCCAUAAUGUUGUUGGAGACACGUGUGUUGCAAUGAAUGAAUGGGUCCAAAACCCAACUGCCCAUACGGCUCUGGAUGAUAUUCUCCCCUGUGUGGACAAUGCAACAGCCAAUGAAACCUUGAUACAAAGCAAGCAAGUUACUUUCCAAUUGAUCAAUAUGGUGAACCAGGUCAUUGGGAAUGUCUCGAACAGAAACUUCCCUCCAAACUUUGCCCCUUUAUAUUACAAUCAAUCUGGUCCCUUGAUGCCUCUCCUCUGCAACCCAUUUUUUCCCAACAUGAUGGAUAGGAAAUGUGUAGCUGGUGAAGUGCACUUCAACAAUGCAACACAGGUUUGGAGGAACUAUGUCUGUGAGGUAUCAGCAAAUGGGACUUGUACAACAGUGGGCCGUGUGACCCCCAGCAUUUAUAACCAAAUGGCAGCGGCAGUGAAUGUGAGCUAUGGGCUAUAUCGCUAUUCUCCAUUUCUAGUUCAGCUGGAAGACUGCACCUUUGUGCGAGAUUCGUUCACGGAGAUAAAUAGGGAUCAUUGUCCUGGAUUACGGCGAUACAGUAAAUGGGUCUAUAUAGGAUUGGUGAUGGUGUCAGCUGCAGUGAUGCUAUCUUUGAUCUUUUGGGUAAUCUAUGCUCGUGAGAGGCGACACCGUGUGUACACCAAACAGUACGAUGCAGCUUAUGGUCGAGACCAUAAGACCCCUGAGAGAAAAUUCUAGUUUAAGUAAUCUCUUUCAAGUCAGUUGUGAGUUUUCUUUCUACAACAAUAUCAAUUUCAGUCUAUGUAUAUGCUUGGUGAUGGUGACAUUUGUGCAUAUUUUGUUAGAUUACUCCCUGGGUUUGGUGAGUUUGUGAUACAUGUAUUUAUAUAGAGUUUUAAAAGUUGCAUAUUUUGCACCUUGUGGUCCA
Molecule: messenger RNA, 1966 nt
Organism: Telopea speciosissima
Lineage: Eukaryota; Viridiplantae; Streptophyta; Magnoliopsida; Proteales; Proteaceae
Exons: 9
Coding region: 115-1776 (553 amino acids)
Cellular component (GO): plasma membrane; plasmodesma
Source: RefSeq, a predicted model, not a curated record